Molecule: messenger RNA, 632 nt
Organism: Manduca sexta (tobacco hornworm)
Lineage: Eukaryota; Metazoa; Arthropoda; Insecta; Lepidoptera; Sphingidae
Exons: 2
Coding region: 122-439 (105 amino acids)
Source: RefSeq, a predicted model, not a curated record
UUUAACAGCGGCUGUCUAAGUGAGUCAACGUGGAAAUCGUGGAACAGUCAUUCGAUAACAUAUACAGAAAAUAGUAAUUAUACGUCAGUUGGCUGCGGUUGGUCUUACGUGGUGGUACGCAAUGGAUUCCUUGGACAGUAAAUUACUGAAGUUCCACCCUGAUACGGUGAUGACUAUAAAGGAAAUGUAUAAUCUAGACAAGCCAGGGGACAUGGAUAAGGCUAUUGACUCCUUGGAGGCCUGGUUGGCUAAGCAACAGCAUUUGACCAAGAAAGAUUAUUCUCGGGAAUUCUUGGAAAGAUCCAUAAUCUUACUCAAAGGAUCUGUGGAGAGGGCGAAGACACAAAUCGACAAACUAUGUUCCUUAAGAUCGAUAAUGCCACAAUUUUUUGAAAAACACGACGCAAAAAAUGACUUCGAGAUUAUGGAGAAUAACUAGUACGUAUACUACUUAUUUUAAUAAACUUGAAUAACUGGACUAGGCUGGGUUAAGUGGCGUAGUUUUACUGUGUCCUACGAACCGUAAUGAUGUCCUGUGUUCGAAUUCCGAGUCAGGCAAAGUGAUAAGGGUUUUUGUGUUCAGUAUCAGGUGGGGUCUGAUAUUUGCGCUCCAUACAGCGUUGAGUUCGCCU